Rosa rugosa (rugosa rose) is the source of this 1169-nucleotide messenger RNA. RefSeq lists its product as uncharacterized. The transcript has 7 exons. The record is from RefSeq and is a predicted model, not a curated record. Gene Ontology annotation, molecular function: RNA binding. NCBI's taxonomy places the organism in Eukaryota, Viridiplantae, Streptophyta, Magnoliopsida, Rosales, Rosaceae. The coding region runs from base 20 to 625 and encodes 201 amino acids.
AGGGUUUCGAUUGGAAAGGAUGUACAAGCCGACUUACAAAUAUUUUACUGUGGAAUUCUCGAAAGAUGAUAUCUGUAAGGAUCUGAACAAAGUGUGGAAGAAAGAGGUGGAAUCCGUCUUUGCAUCUUAUGGUCUAUCCUGCAGAAUGAAUGAGGAUGAGUGUAAAAUGAUCCUGGAAACAGGUAAUACGGAGGACGAAGAUAUCAUUAAAAGAGCUAGGCGUGUUCUCGGUGUUCUCGCAUGUGGUCUGAGCACACAAUGGGUUAAACCAAUAUUGCUCGGACAAAUCUAUUGUAAUGCGAUAAGGAUAGAAAAACCAGACGGGAUGAGUGAGGAAGAAUUCUCAAGCUAUUUUGAUGAUUUCAUCGAAAAAUUUGAAAACUUAUAUGAACUCCCUCGCAAGUGGUGCUGCUUCGUUCUUUAUUUUGAAAAAUGUAUAACCGUUCUGGCUACUUCGUUUCAAGCAACAAUGGCAGUGAGGUCCCUUGUUCAAGGCAGCCUUUUUGGGGAUAUCCCCUUUCAAGAUAGUGUUGAGAUGGUGAUAAGAGGAAUUGAAAUGUCAGAGGAGGAGGAAAGUUUAACAAAGAAUCUAGAGUUGUUCCGCUCUUUGCUUGCUACUCAAUGAGAUUUAAACUGCACAAUUGCCUGCUAGGUCAUAGAAAUCCUCAUUGGAAAAUGGUUAAGACCCUGACUCUCUACAGGAAGUUAUAAGCCAAAACAGGCAAAACAUAAAUACAUUCCUGAUGUGAAAAGGAUACUCGAGGGAAAAGUCAAAAGAGGAAUUACAAUUAUUUUUUUUAUAAUGUUCAAAUAGAAGUAACAUGAGAACUGUAGAUAGAAACCUUCUCCUGCUUAGAAAACCAUUCGGCUUUCCUUCAGUGAAGGGUGUUUGAAAACAGGGCUGUUGCUAUCUGUUUCAUUAUGUUGAAAGGUUAUAUAUGUCAGAUAUAUGUCAUGUAUAACAUUUUACAGGGGAAAAAAAAGGUUCAUGCCAGUUUUCCUCACAGGCUGCAAAGCAAGACUAGCACGAAGUUUCUGUUUCAUGUCUGCUUCAGAACUGAAGUCCAGUUUGACCUAUAAAUGGGAAUAAAUCAAUGAAGAAGCUGUGUAUGACUUUAGCAUUCUGACCUAGAAAUGGGUACAAAUCAAUUAAGAAGUUGCGUAUGAAU